Molecule: messenger RNA, 2196 nt
Organism: Rhagoletis pomonella (apple maggot)
Lineage: Eukaryota; Metazoa; Arthropoda; Insecta; Diptera; Tephritidae
Gene: IFT54
Product: TRAF3-interacting protein 1
Exons: 5
Coding region: 1-2163 (720 amino acids)
Biological process (GO): cilium assembly; intraciliary transport; regulation of microtubule cytoskeleton organization
Cellular component (GO): ciliary basal body; intraciliary transport particle B; centrosome
Molecular function (GO): microtubule binding
Source: RefSeq, a predicted model, not a curated record
AUGGGUGAUUUGGACUCAUCUGUGAUAAAACGUACCCAGCAAACGUUGGGGAAAUACGUGAAGAGGCCUCCCUUAACGGAGAAGUUAUUGACGAAACCACCUUUUCGCUUUCUACACGAUGUUUUUAAUGCCGUCAUUAAAGAAACUGGUUGUUUUGUUGGUUUGUACACGCCAGAGGAGUUAAACUCAGAUAACAUCAAAGAUCGCGAUGAUAAGAUGAAAUUUUUACAGAAAAUGAUUGAUGUCAUAAAAAUCAUAUCCAAUCAAAAUGUAACUGUACGGACCUCAAAAAUAGUUGCCGGACAAGAGCCAGAGAAGACCAACGAACUAUUACAAUUAAUGGGAGAAGUUAUUGAAAAGAAAUUAGAUUGGAAAAGUGCUGUCGAACAAGUUGUUAACAGCAAGGGACUGGGGGUUCCGACAAGCGGCACAAAGUCAAAGGUACAUGAUAAACAAAAUGAGAAAAAGAAUAAAGACAAAGCAAACGAAAAAUACAAAGACAAGGAAAAUAGAGUUAAAGAUGUAAAAACUAAAGACGCGACCAAAAAAGUCGUUAAGUCCAUCUCACCCCCGACAAAAGCUGAGAAACCAUCAAAGAAGCAUGUUGAAGAGAGAGAAAAAGAGAAACCUGGUAAAACGGCGAAAGACCAGAUUUCUAAAGACCCCAACGAAAAAGCUGGCAAGAGAAGUGAAAAGCCUACAGAGAAACCCAAACUUUUAAAAAGCAGAACUGGCUCUAAAGAGAAGACUCCUUCGCCAAUAAAAAAUGAUGUACCUAAAGAAGCGGAAACUGUGUCUUUGACAGACAACGAGCUGCACAUGACAACAAAGGAUGAUAGUAUUGCGCUGGAACUGAAGAUGGAAAAAGAGCCAUCAGAAAUGGCAAAUAAAAGUAACCCUAUUGAAAAUCAGCGACGAAAUAGCAAAACAUUGGAACCAAAUGUAAUGGGAUCCGAAAUCUUAUUGGAGAAUGAUCCUUCAGUAGAUAUUCUCAAACAAUCUAUAAGAACAUCCAAUGAUGUCGAAAGUCGCAAGUCUUCGGCAAGACAUAGAAGGUCAUCAGGAAGCAGCCGUCGGUCAAGCGUCAAUGUGGUGGCAAGAGACGACCAUAAGACAUUGACGAAUGGAAUGAAGGACGGAAAUGAUAAUAUCAACGACACGAUUUCACUGCUGAAAACAUCAAAUGGAACAAUGCAAAACAACGAAUUGUCACAUCAAGAGAUGCCAGAGCUAGUACAGAAAUCAAUUUUACAGCAACAAAAAUCAAAUUCAAUGCAAUUCCAAAAUUCGAACACAAAUAUAAAGCCACAAAGUCCAAAUCAGUCAGCAGCACCCCCUCCCACCGCCGUUCCGCCUACACCUACAGAGGUCAGACGCGAGCAUACAUUCACUCGAGAAAAUUCGCAUGACAGUAACGCCAGUAAUUUUGCAAAUCGACCUCGCACUUCGUUACGCCCACCAAGCGCCCGGCCGGCGUCGGCACGUCCUGGUGCACCUCGGAGACGUGAUCGUAAUAUAGAGAUUGUGUUACAGCCUAAUGAUCAAGUGAAACUGUCGGGUAUCAAUGUAAAAUUGGAGAGCUUUGGCGACUUGGAUGACGAUGGCGAAAAUUUGGUUGUCAUAGAGGAUGCAAAUACUGUAAACAUAGUGGAGUCAGUCGAAGAAGUAAAUAGGGGUGAAGAGAGUGGAGUUGAAAAUAAUGCAGAACAACAAGGACAUUUGGUACAACAAAUACUAGAGACGCAAAAGGAGUUAAUGCAACAGCAAAAAGGAACUAAUUCCAUUGGGAAGAAUGAAAAGGAUGUGGACCUAACCACCAAUUCGAUUGGGCGCCAAAGCUCUGCACGGCAAAUGAAUAAUUUGCGCGAUGUCAUUCAAAAUUUGACUAAGUCGGUAAAUCCGUUUGGUAAAUUAAUGGAUUUCAUACCAGAAGAUAUCGAUGCUAUGCAAUUGGAAUUAACUAUGUGGCGAGACACAUACACACAAGUAGCCAACGACCUUAGGCGUGAAAAAAGCCUUACCGAGUCCGCAACGGAACCCAUGAAAAAUCAACUUGUACAAAUCGAAGCUAAUACGAAAGAGUUUAUGGAAAUGAUCGAUACGAGUCGUAGCAAAAUAUUACAAAACUCAGAAAAAAUUUAUAAAAUGCUUGCAGGACAAUAAAGUUAUACAUUAAAGUUGUAAAAUAAAUGUAAA